Molecule: messenger RNA, 1035 nt
Organism: Nicotiana tabacum (common tobacco)
Lineage: Eukaryota; Viridiplantae; Streptophyta; Magnoliopsida; Solanales; Solanaceae
Source: RefSeq, a predicted model, not a curated record
AUGAGGAGGAACCCAGUACCUCCACCUAUUGUUCAGGAUGAAGAUAUGGCUAUGCGGAGUGCAGUACAGUUGUUGACUAGAUUGGUAGCCGCUCAGGCUCAGCGCCAGGUAGGUACAAGUGUUGGUCACGUUAACAAGGUCAUUAGCGCGAGAGUUAGAGACUUCAUCAACCUGGACCCUCCAGUGUUUACCGGGUCCAACAAGGAUGCAGACCCGCAAGACUUUAUUGAUAGGAUGCAGAGGACUUUGAGGGAAAUUUGGGAAUUAUCUAAAGGGACAAAUGCAUCUCCAGCGGUAUGGGAAGAGUUCUCAGGGGCUUUCUUGUGUCAUUACUUGCCGGCAGAGAUUCGUCAGGCAAGGGUAGAUAGGUUCCUGACACUUAAACAAGGGGAUAUGAGUGUGCGGGAGUAUAGCCUCCAGUUUGAUUCCUUGGCGAGGUAUGCCCCCUCGAUUGUGGCUGAAAUGAGUGACCGAGUGCACCGGUUUGUGGUAAGACUUGGGCCGCACCUAAUUAAUGAAUGCUUCAUGGCCGUUCUGCUCGAUGGUAUGGAUAUUUCCCGCAUCCAGGCUUAUGCUCAGAAUUUAGAGGAUCGGAAACGAAAACAAUAUGAGAAUCCAGAUGGGGUCAGCGUAAGAACGCUAGGUCUGCUAGGCGACCUGAGGAUUUUCUGUGCGAUCCUAUGUCACCAUACCCUGUUGAAAGUGUCUGACAGUUGCAGAAGCUGUAUUAUGAAGGAUCUGUCUAUUCUGAGUCAGGGGUCUAAUGUAUGCUAUACCUGCGGAGACCCUAGUCAUUACAUGAGGGAUUGUCCUAUAAAUGGUAGAAGCGGGAUGGUUCAACCUACCAGAUCUAUAACAGUCUCCUCCUCCUUAGUACGCCCUCAAGAGCGAGGCCCGCAAGCAUCAGCUGGUAGAGGUAGAGGUAGGAGUAGAGCAUCUAGCUCCGGCGGUAGUCAGAACCGCAUAUAUGCUUUGGCAGGUCAUCAGGACCCAGAGGCUACACCAAAUGAUGUCAGGUACGGUUACUAUGGGUAA